AUGGAUCCACACAGCUACACUCACCCCAAACCUCUAGAAGGUUAUGAGAACCUCGAACCACUUCCCACUGAAAAAGCAGCCGAUGGAAAGUCGCUCAUUAAUCCACCAACCAAGAGCUUAAGUAAUGCCUACGAGGCAUUCGUCGAUCCCAUCGCCCGGGACGAGCGCGGCGGAUUCGAUGUGCACAUCUACUUCCUCCAAACCGACGCGGUCGAGAAGAAAUAUGCCGAAGAGCUCCACGAACGCGUGCGACGGGAAUUCCCUGAGCUCCGAGUAUACCAGGUCUGGGAUCGUCCCAUCGGUCCACAUCCGGUGGGAAUGUUCGAAGUGAAUCUCUUCACGCCAGCACAAUUCGGAGCGUUCGUGGCUUGGCUGGUCAUCCAUAGGGGCCCGCUGAGUGCGUUGAUACACCCGAACACUGGGGAUGAUAUGAGAGACCACACACAGCUUGCGACAUGGAUGGGCACACCAUAUCCAUUGCAAACGCGGCCCUUGAGGGGUGCCCAUUGA
Dissoconium aciculare CBS 342.82 is the source of this 510-nucleotide messenger RNA. RefSeq lists its product as uncharacterized. The record is from RefSeq and is a predicted model, not a curated record. Lineage: Eukaryota; Fungi; Ascomycota; Dothideomycetes; Mycosphaerellales; Dissoconiaceae. The transcript has 4 exons. The coding region runs from base 1 to 510 and encodes 169 amino acids.